AUGUCCUCUGAUGUCAAUGUACUCCCAAGGGCGGUUCAAGAGUCUAAACCUCCUGGGGAUACCAAUGUGAAUAAAGAAAAGUUCUGGAACUCUAAUCCUCCUCCCAUCCCGCCUGUCCUGUGGCUCACAGCGAUGCAUGUUAAAUGGGCCAUCGGCGCGUCGCAAAAAGUACCAUUAUUCGGUCUCCAGCUCUAUCACCUCGCUCUCGCUUCUCAACAUUGCGUAUAUCACCUGGCCAAGGAAAUCUCUGUUGAUGAAAGCGGCUCAAAUCUGGAUCUGUUGCUCAGCCAGGUAGACGUUCUUGUUGGCCUUAUCAAUGAUCUCGGCAAGAGUAUCGAAGCUGUCAGUCAUCAAGUCGCCGUAUACGAGCCCUCCGAACAGCAAGAGAAAAUAGAUCACAUUUUCGACGGCCUUUGUGCUCUCAAAAUUGCCGGAGCAUGCAAGGUCGAAGAUUCACGCCGAGCGUUCCGAAAGAUGAAGUUUGCAGAUUGGGUUGAUAUCGAGGAGCACAAAAAUGUAUCAAGAAUGCAGAUCAUAUUGACAUCGCAACAAGUCACUUCACAUUCUGAUAAACAGCGUCCUAGUUCGCCUGCCCCUUCAGAGGGUUCGACCGACCCGGCGCAGACCGACCGGGAAGAAGUCAACUGGAAUACGGACAGCGAAUCAGAUGAAAUACUUCACAGUCACAACGACGAGAAUACCAAUCCAGGACGCAAGCGCUGGCCUAGAAUGAAAGUCCACUCCGACGUAUAUCUUAACCCAAGGGAUCUACCACGUCUCCAGCUUCUUCAACGUAUUCAAACCGAGGACUGGUUCCUUCAGCAGACAGCUGAACGAACUCUUUCUGCAGAGGAGGCAGCCCGAAUUCCCGGGGCUAUCGAAGGAGAAUCAGUACUCCUAGGAUUCUUCUCCAAGGGAAGACCGAGCCACUCGCAAAGUGUGAUGGGUGGUACGUAUGCCUCUGCGCUCUAUUAUUCUCUCAUCAUCCUUGGUAGCGGCAAGAGCCUUCGAGAGAAGAAUAUGGACCAGCACGUGAAGAGUUACUGCCCAGUCGACUCGGGUCAGAAACGUCUAGAGGACUCGGUGACUCGCUCUUCAUCCGUCCCUGCGCAUCCACCCACAAACACCAAUCUUCAUCAGUACACACCCGCUGCUACGAUAUUUUCCGAAGAGCCUUCUAAAUUUCAAACACCUGAGCUAUCUGGCCGAGCCUCAGAUGUUGAAUCUGUACGACUAGCGACAGAAGGCAUGGUUUCGGAGACUAAUGACAACAAAUUGGACUCGUUGAGAAGCGGUCCAAAGUCGGGCUUUCGGAAGCGAUUGCGACUGAUGAAGACUUCUGAUUCACCAAAAAGCUCUGGACCACGUAACCCAUCAAGCAAGAGUCAAGUUUACAAUCCUGUCAGUCUCGACCUACUGGCGGGAAUAGCGAAGAUAGAAGAAGGGUCAGAUGUACUUGCCCCUUUGAAGGCAGCUUGUAGAACAAUGAAAUCAAUCCUCGAGGUCAUACAGGCUACGGAGAUCAGGCAAGAAGAAUGGGUCGAGCUAGCUCAACGUCUGAAGAGAUAUACCUUGGUCCUUGAGGAGCAAAUCACCAUGCUUGAGCCAUAUCCUUCAAAUGAGUCGGCGAUUGACGAGUCAUUCCAGCGGUCGCUGGUUCAAGAUUUGAAGUCUCUCGAGACUAUUUAUGAUGAAUUUGCAACCCUAAAGGAGAAAUGGAGUCACAGCAAGCUCGGCGUCUUCAAAGUGUUCAAUAGAACAAAAGAUGAUAAGAGGCAGAUCGUCAAACUUAAUCAAGAUAUUGAGGAGUGGCAUAGCCGGUUUAUGGAGAAAUUGAGAAUUUUUAUCAUAUUACGAACUCGGUUCAUAGAAGUGCCUACCAAGUCAACAUUACGAAUUAUGGAAGAUGAUGAAAUGUCCAAAUUUGACGCCGCUGCCCUAUUCCAGCUGCCAAUAGUAGAGCUCGAACAGUACUCAGUCCACACGACAUGCCUUCCAGGCACUCGUCGGGCUGUUCUUGAGACAAUCUGGCGUUGGGCCGAUGAUAACGCUUCAGACAAGCCAAUAUUUUGGCUCUGUGACAUAGGAGGCUCUGGAAAAUCCACAGUUGCAAUGUCUGUGAUAGAUUCCUGCCGAAACCGAGGUAUCCUAGGAUGCCAGUUCUUCUUCUCCAUGGCAACCAGCGAAGCAUCAACCACAGACAAGUUUUGCUCUACCAUCGCACGAGAGCUUGCCCAAAAUAUUCCCGACCUUGCUCCACAUAUUGCUAAUGCUGUGAAGCGACAUCCCAAUAUCAUGCGAUCCUCACUCGAGGAGCAGUUUGAAACACUCAUCUCUGGUCCCCUUCGUCAUCGGCAAGGAUGUGUCAUUCUUGUCAUCGACGCUGUCGAUGAAUGCAAGUCCGCACCACAGCGAAGGGAACUAGUCGAGACCCUGGCUACGGCUGCUCGAAACACCAAAAACCUCAAAAUAUUCAUGACAAGCCGGCCAGACAGUAUCAUUCAAUUAGUCCUGGGACCACUCUCCAUCAAAGCCAAGCUGGAGGACUGUUUGCACGACAUCAUUCACAAGGAUAACGUUGACGACGUCGCGGCCUAUAUACAUCAAGCGCUUUCUGGAAUACUAUCAGAGGAUAAGAUACAGAAAUUGGCUGCGAAGGCUAAUGGGCUAUUCAUCUGGGGAAGUACUGCAUGCCGAAUGCUCACAAGUGAAACAAGCUGGGACCUUCCGGAGGAAAUAUAUUAUCGCCUCAUUUCCACGGAUCAAAGAGGGGAUAUAGACGAUGUAUACGAUCUCAUCUUUGAGCGCGUAGACCCGAAGUUUCAUGCGGUGAUGUUUCAAAUGCUCGCACUGCUGCUUGCUGCAUUCGAGCCAUUUACUCCUGAUGAUCUAGACGAUAUUCUCAAGCAUAAUGGUAUACGCGGAAGUGUCAGAUCUUUGGUGCAGAAUCUAGGGAGCGUCCUUGUUGCGGAUGAGGGGACAAACCUGAUACAAUUUCGUCAUCCAACCUUUUUGGAAUACCUUCGACGCUGCUCCGUCCCCCCGUACGUCGGCAGUACCAACAAAGUGUAUAUCGACGUUGCCAACGCGCAUGGUCAAGUCGCGUCUUGGUGUCUUAACUGCCUCACAUCGAGAACUGAAGGGCUCCAGUUCAAUAUAUGUCAAAUCGAGUCAUCUUUCUAUCUAAAUCGACAGAUCCCUGACCUUGAUGCCCGGGUAGCAAAGUUCAUUCCACGAAGGCUGCGAUACGCCAGCUCUCAUUGGUCAUUCCACGUCGCAGGCACUGGCUGGAACUGGAGUGGAAAGCUAAUAGAGGAGUUCGGGUGCAUUAUUAGGAGUUCCCGUGUCUUAUACUGGAUGGAGAUUCUAAGUGUGACAGCGGAUGUCUCGCGGGCGAUUUCUGGGCUCCAAGCCUUGAUGCGCCGUACAGGUAUCAAGGAGGAGACAAAGAAUCGCAUUUUCGAUAUUGGUCGAUUUAUGAUGGCAUUCUUGGUGCCCAUCCAAGAAAGCAUACCACAUAUUUACAUUUCUGCGCUUCCAUUCACUCCCGGAACAUCAAAACUGCGUACAGAGUGUCUCAACAGCUACCAGCAUACCCUCGCAGUGACUCGGGGUCUCGAGGAAGGGCAUCAUGGGCUACUGAUGACUCUCCGAGGCUUUAAAUAUUCAGUGGCUGCGCUUGCGUUCUCGCCGGAUGGCUCGCAUAUUGCCUCUGACACAGGUGGAAAUGCGAUUCGCCUGUGGGAUAUAGAAAGUGGCCAGCCAUUGGGAGAACCACUCCAGGGUCACAAAGGACCGAUUUCUGCCGUUACAUUCUCACCAGACGGUUCGCGGAUUGGCUCCGCCUCGGAUGAUCAGACAAUACGACUCUGGGAUGCGUUCAGUGGUCAGCCUUUGGGUAGGCCGCUUCGAGGUCACAAAAGAUGGGUCAACGACCUCGCAUUCUCUCCAGAUGGCUCGCGGAUGGUCUCUGCGUCGGGGGACAUGACAAUUCGGCUGUGGGAUGCGGAUACCGGCCAACCCAUUGGAAAACCACUUGAAGGUCAUAAAGACUCAGUUUCUGCUGUUGAAUUCUCGCCAGAUGGUUCAAUAAUCAUCUCUGGAUCUUGGGACAAGACAAUUCGACUUUGGGACGCGGCAACUGGUCAGCCUUUGGGAGAGCCUAUCCGAGGUCACGAGGAGCGGAUCAAUGACGUUGCAAUCUCACCAGACGCCUCGAAAAUUGUCUCUGGAUCAGAUGAUAAAACGAUUCGACUCUGGGAUGCUGAAACUGGCCAGCCACUCGGAGAGCCACUGCUAGGGCAUAAUGGGGUGGUUACCGCCGUUGCAUUCUCGCCAGACGGUUUACGAAUCGUCUCUGCGUCGAGCGGCAGUACGCUUGAACUAUGGGACGUAGGCACUAGCCAGCAGUUAGGAGAACCGCUUCGAGGGCACGAUAGCUGGAUCAACGCUGUCGCAUUCUCACCAGACGGCACCCGAAUUGUCUCGGCAUCUGAUGACGAGACAAUUCGACUAUGGGAUCCGGAUAGUGGUCAACCAUUAGGAGAGCUUAUACCUGGUCACACAGAACAGAUCAACGACAUCGCCAUUUCGCCGGACGGCUCCCGAAUCAUCUCUGGAUCAAACGACAGGACACUUCGCCUAUGGAGUGUCCAAAGUGGCAAGCAUCUGGGAGGGCCUCUUCGAGGGCACAGUGGAGUGGUCACAGCCGUCGCAUUUUCGCAAGAUGGCUCGCGAGUUGUCUCUGCUUCAGAUGACAAGUCAGUGCGACUAUGGGAUGCCAUUACGGGCAAAUCUCUGGGAGAGCCUUUCCAGGGUCAUGUUGAGUCGGUCAAUACCGUCGCAUUUUCACCAGAUGACUCAAAAAUUGUAUCUGGUUCAAGUGAAGGUGUCGUUCGGGUGUGGGAUGCAGUGACCGGUCAGCCAGUGGGAGAGGCGCAGGGUCAUAAUGGCCCGCUCAAGACUGUUGCGUUUUCUCCAGACGGUCUGCGACUCGUCUCCGGCUCAACUGACUGUACCGUCCGAAUUUGGGACGUAGGUACUGGUCAUCCAAUUGGGGAUGCCCUUCGAGGUCACUUUGAAUCGGUAAAUGCGGUGGCAUACUCAACAGACGGAUUACGGUUCGCUUCUGCCUCGGAUGACUGGACAAUUAGACUGUGGGAUGCUACGACUGGUCAAAUAUGGGGGGGACCACUUCGAGGUCAUGAGGAUUCGGUUACCUCUAUCGCAUUCUCGCCAGACGGCUCAACAAUUGUCUCUGGCUCAAGCGACAAUACCAUUCGAUACUGGAAUGUGGCGACUGGUCAGUUGUUAGGGGGAGCACUUCGUGGCCACAGUGGAUGCGUCAAUGCCGUCUUAUUCUCCCCCGACGGGUCGCAUGUUAUUUCAUGCUCGAGUGACAAGACAAUUCGAGUGUGGGAUGCGGAUAUCGUUGCGCAUAUUACCACUUCCAAGCAGGACAGCGAGCCUGCAGAGUCAGGUUCUGGUGAUCCAUCACUAGGAACUCGUCUUAGAAUCCGCGUACCUGGAUUCGAGAAGUGCACACUUUCCCACGAUGGUUGGGUGCAAUCGUCCGACAAACAUCUCUUUUGGGUGCCACCGGAUAACCGGCAUGGGCUUCAAUACCGACACCUUCUGACGAUGCCGACAAGGAGCCCGUUCCGAGCGACCGAAAUUGACUUUACCAACUUUCAGUGUGGCACCUCUUGGACAAAGGUUCGAGGAGACGCAAUGGAGUGA
This is a messenger RNA of Serendipita indica DSM 11827, 5739 nucleotides long. Lineage: Eukaryota; Fungi; Basidiomycota; Agaricomycetes; Sebacinales; Serendipitaceae. The record is from the annotation of a GenBank genome assembly.